AUGGCGAACUGCAGAGGAUCGCGCAAUGCCUAUUAUUUCUUCACGCUGGAGAAACUGCCGGAACUGAAGCAGCAGGGCCUGGCUGUGACCAACGUCGCUAACGCCAUCCCGUAUUGUUCCGAUGCCUGGGCGCUACUUAAUGAAGAGCAAAAAGAAAGAUAUGCAGAAAUGGCUCGUCGGUGGAAAGCUACCAAGUCAGAAGUAGUAGCAGAAAAGCCACGUAGAGAAGUUUUAGUACCGUUUCCUACUCAAACUCAGGAUAUGAUUCCUGUUACAAACCUUACAAGCCCAUUUAAGAAUGAACAAGUUGUGCUCGAAACUUCAUUCUACUUUCUGAAUAUCUUCAGUCAUGGAGUGUUGCCCCCUCACUGCAAUCAGCGUUUCCUCCCUUGUGAAAUUGGGUGUAUCAAAUAUUCACUUACGGAUGGUAUAAUUGCAGAAUUUCAUCAUUUUAUAAAUCCUGGAGAAGUACCACGGGGAUUUCGGUUUCAUUGCCAGGCUGCAGGUGAUGCUACCCAUAAAAUUCCCAUAACUGGUUUUGAUACUGCAACUGCAAGUUACUCAGUUGUGUUGCAUGACCUGUAUGAGUUCAUCAAACCACAAAGGGGCAACUGGCCAUCUGUAUAUUGUAAGUCUGAUGAUCACUUCAGAGUAAACUGGUGCCUGAAAUAUAUGGCUAAAGAAACAGGCAGAGUCAAUCAUCUAAAGCUUUUAAAUGUGGAGGAUCUUGUUGUGGAGCUGUAUUAUAAAAAACUUCAAAAAGAACCUUCUAAAACUUGGGUGUGUAAUACACUGGAUGCUUCCAUGUGGGAUUACUCAGGAAAUACUAGAUGUGAGUGGCAUGAAAAAAAUGAUAUUGUAUUCUGUGCUCUUGCUACAUGUAAGAAAAUUGCAUACUGCAUCAGCAAUUCUUUAGCAAAUAUGUAUGAAAUCCAUUUAACUGCCUCUCAUUUACCACUAACUGAGAAGAACUGCAAGAGUACAACAAAUCCUAAAAUGAUAGUGCUGGAUGCUAGACGCUUCCAGAAAGGGAAAAUCGAAAGCACUGGAAAUGAUAGUUAUUUUAGAUCUCUUAAUAAGGAUCAUGGUGCCACACCUUGUAGUGGUGUAAUUCCCUCAGGAGUGAAAACGAUGCAUUCACCCAUCCCUAGAAGUGGAAGAGGAAUCGCACAGUUUUUGGAAAGCACCUUCAAGUAG
Notechis scutatus (mainland tiger snake) is the source of this 1197-nucleotide messenger RNA. RefSeq names its product maelstrom spermatogenic transposon silencer (gene MAEL). Lineage: Eukaryota; Metazoa; Chordata; Lepidosauria; Squamata; Elapidae. The record is from RefSeq and is a predicted model, not a curated record. Gene Ontology annotation, biological process: negative regulation of DNA-templated transcription; regulation of miRNA-mediated gene silencing; spermatogenesis. Gene Ontology annotation, molecular function: sequence-specific DNA binding. Gene Ontology annotation, cellular component: P granule; nucleus.